Molecule: messenger RNA, 2949 nt
Organism: Colletotrichum chrysophilum
Lineage: Eukaryota; Fungi; Ascomycota; Sordariomycetes; Glomerellales; Glomerellaceae
Exons: 6
Coding region: 1-2949 (982 amino acids)
Biological process (GO): carbohydrate metabolic process
Cellular component (GO): vacuole
Molecular function (GO): beta-galactosidase activity
Source: RefSeq, a predicted model, not a curated record
AUGAGGCCUCAUCUCUUCAGCUGGCUUGCUCUCUUGAUGCUCCCCUGGGCCCAAGCCCUGAUCACCCGAGCAAACACCACGGCCCCAAGUCAAGAUGUAGUGACAUGGGACUACCACUCCCUAUUCAUCAAUGGCGAAAGGAUCAUCAUCAUGUCUGGGGAGUUCCAUCCUUGGCGCCUCCCCUCUCCAGGCCUAUGGCUCGACGUCUUCCAAAAGAUCAAAGCUCUGGGUUACAAUGGAGUUUCCUUCUAUGUCAACUGGGCCCUAGUCGAAGGUCAUCCUGGAGAGGUUCUCAUGGAUGGAAUUUUUGACCUCCAGCCCUUCAUAGACGCCGCCGUCGAAGCGGGGCUCUAUCUCAUUGCUAGGCCCGGGCCAUAUGUCAACUCGGAGCUAUCUGGCGGCGGGUUCCCUGGCUGGCUCCAACGAAACAAGGGCGAGUUGAGAUCCAUGGCGCCUGACUAUCUUAACGCUACUUCUACCUAUGUUUCCAAGGUUUUAGAAGUCAUUUCUGCAGCUCAGAUCACGAAAGGGGGCCCUGUCAUAUUGGUCCAGCCCGAGAACGAGUACAGCUUGGCAAACAUACCGAACAUCGCAGAGUCUUACAAAGUUCUUGACCCAAAGUACAUGGAAUUCAUGAAGAAGCAGUUCCGGGAGAAUGGUAUUGAACUACCCCUGAUCAGUAACGACGCCUUCCCUUUGGGAAACUGGGCACCCGGAUCUGGCGAGGGGGAAUUGGAUAUCUAUGCUCACGACACAUACCCCCUUUACGGUGGAUGUGGUGACCCAGCGAACUGGACAUCUCUGACCCCAUUGAGUCUUACGUACACGUACCAGAACCAUCUCCAACAAAGCCCGAGUACCCCGUACUCGAUAUUGGAGUACCAAGGCGGCGCACCCGACCCUUGGGGUGGCGUUGGGCUCGACAAUUGUGCAGCGCAGAUCAACCAAGACUUCGCCCGUGUCUUCCUCAAAGACCUCAUUGGUCGAUCCAUAAAGAUACUCAACCUCUACAUGACAUUCGGCGGUACAAACUGGGGCAAUAUGGGCCACCCAGAGGGAUACACCUCCUAUGACCAUGGCGCCUCUAUCCGCGAGAACCGCGGAAUCGAUCGCGACAAGUACAGCGAGGCGAAGCUUCAGGCACAUUGGCUGCAUGUAUCCAAGGCCUACUUGACUUCCGUACCCGAAAACGCUACGACGACGGAAUUUGUCAGCACACCUGAAUUUCAAGUCGUUCCAGUGUCAAGCAACGACACGCGAUUCUAUGUGCUCCGUCAUGUUCAGUACGACACAUUCGAGAGGACGGGUUACACGCUCACUGUGCCCACGACUUACGGUAAUAUCCACGUCACGGAUUACGACGUCGGCGGUGUCCAUCUGGUGUACUCUUCUGGUGAAAUCUUUACGUGGAAGAAGUAUCAAGACAGGAGAUUGCUGAUUCUAUACGGCGGAGAUGGCGAAGAACAUGAGUUUGCCGUACCAUCGUCGUUGGGUGAGCCAAUCUUUGAGGACGGGGUCAAUGUGACAAGCUGCGAGAUUGACCGACUGCGUAUUUUUCACUGGAAAGUCCAGGAAUCUCGGCAAGUUGUAUACUUUGAGGGUCUGGAGGUUCAUCUUCUUUGGAGAAACGACGCUUAUAAGCACUGGAUUGUUGAUCUCCCCGACCCGGCGACGGGGGUCGUCUCGCCAAGGGAGGGUGAAGCUUCUGUCAUCGUCAGAGGACCAUAUCUCGUGCGCAACGCAACGUUCUCCAACAACACUCUACAUCUGACUGGAGACCUCAACGAGACCACGACGCUGGAGGUCCUCGGCGGCGUACCCGAGAACGCCUGUCUUACCUUCAACGGCCAGACCCUUGAGCCUCUUCGACAAACUGGUGGACGCAUUGAGGCCGACAUCUCCUUUCACACACCAGACCUCGCACUCCCGGACCUUCAUUCCCUGAAAUGGCAUUCCACCAACUCUCUCCCUGAGAUCCAACCCGACUAUGAUGAUUCCGCCUGGACACCAGCAUCCCUGACCGAGUCCAACAACCCACGAAAUCUCACAACCCCAACGUCUCUCUACUGCAGUGACUACGGCUACCACGGCGGCUCCCUCAUAUACCGCGGUCACUUCACCGCUUCCGGCGCCGAGUCCCUCUUCAACAUCACCACCUCCGGCGGGCAAGCAUAUGGACAUUCGGUCUGGCUCGACAGCACCUUUCUUGGCUCAUUCAAAGGGGACCCUCACGUAUCUAACUUUACCCAAGCAUUCCAACUUCAACCCCUCGAUGCAGGAAGCGAUCACACCUUGACUGUGGUGAUUGACCACAUGGGUAUGCCGAUGAACUUCUACGUUCACUCUGAGGCGAUGAAAACGCCUCGCGGAAUCCUCGACUACUCUCUCGCCGGACACCAGCAGUCUGACAUCAAAUGGAAGUUGACCGGAAACUUUGGAGGCGAGGGGUAUGUUGACAAGACGCGAGGGCCCCUGAAUGAGGGAGCGAUGUAUGCUGAGCGGCAGGGGUACCAUCUCCCCGGCGCACCGUCGUCGAACUGGACGGUUGCGUCCCCCUUGGAGGGAAUCACGAGCGCGGGCAUUCAAUUCUAUACGACGAUAUUUGACUUGGAUAUGCCGGCUGGGUACGAUAUUCCGCUUAGCUUUGUGUUUGAGAACGUGACGAACGAGGGGAAGCCGGCGAUCUUUCGAGCGCAGCUGUUUGUGAACGGGUAUCAAUUUGGUGAAUACGUCAACCAUCUCGGCCCGCAGACCCGCUUCCCAGUUCCUGAGGGGAUAUUGAACUACAAUGGCGUGAACACGGUUGCAAUCACCUUGUGGGCAUUCGAAGCGACGGGAGCUCGCCUUCAGGGCCUCCAAAUUUCAGCGGACCAUGUCAUUCAGUCGGGCUAUCGAAAGCCGGGCCAGACGAAACAGCCAGGCUGGGAGACGAGACCUGGGGCUUAUUGA